Messenger RNA from Maylandia zebra (zebra mbuna), 1377 nucleotides. Lineage: Eukaryota; Metazoa; Chordata; Actinopteri; Cichliformes; Cichlidae. The record is from RefSeq and is a predicted model, not a curated record.
CCCUUUACCACUGUAGGCCUAGAUGUAUUUGGGCCAUGGACUAUUGUGACGCGUCGUACAAGAGGUGGUUGUUCCCAGAACAAACGUUGGGCUGUGUUAUUCACAUGCAUGUCAACUAGGGCUGUGCAUAUCGAACUGAUAGAGACUAUGUCUGCUGAUAGUUUUAUCAAUGCAUUAAGAAGGCUCUUCUCUAUUCGGGGCCCGGCCAAGUUUCUGCGCUCGGACAGAGGCACGAAUUUUGUGGGCGCUUGUAAGGAAUUAGACCUAAACUCAGGAAACAAAGCAGUAGGAAAGUACCUGCAAGAGAGAGGGUGCGUUUGGACUUUCAAUCCCCCUCAUGCGUCUCAUAUGGGAGGCUCGUGGGAGCGCCUUAUAGGCGUUGCCAGGCGCAUUCUGGAUGCAAUGUUGUUACGAACUGAACAAACACGUCUUACUCAUGAAGUGUUGUGCACCUUCAUGGCCGAGGUGAUGGCAAUUAUUAAUGCAAGGCCUCUUGUCCCCAUAUCCACCGACCCUGACAGUCCUGCAGUACUCACUCCAGCAGUGCUACUAACGCAGAAGAUGAGUGCUGUGUCCGCCCCACUUGGGAACUUCUCAUCAGGGCAGCUGUUUGGGAAACAAUGGAAACAUGUUCAACUCCUCGCUGACACUUUUUGGAAAAGGUGGAAGGGAGAGUAUUUAUCCACCUUACAAGGUCGUGCAAAAUGGACAGAGACUAGACCUAAUGUCAAAAUAGGAGAUGUGGUCCUGCUAAAGGACCCCCAAGCCAGCAGGAACGAAUGGCCCAUGGGACUAAUAGUAAAAACAUUCCCCAGCAGCGACAAGAAGGUCCGAAAAGUGGAAGUGCGGACUGUAAAAGAUGGGACUGUUAAAAUGUUUCUCAGACCAGUUUCAGAGAUUGUUGUUUUGCUUGCAGAGACUGAAUGAAUAUUCUUCAAUGCUAGAUGAUGUUUGAAUAUGUUGUAUUGAUGUUUAUUGUGAUAUAAUGUGUGUAUAUCAAGCGGGGAGUGUUAUGCCCUUGAGUCAAAAGUCAGCGGUUGGUGUGUGUGCUGAUUGAGCUACAUAAGCAGAGUGAUAAAUAAGCUCAGAGUGAGACAUCAUUUCCACAAGAGAUCUUUGUAUCCUAUGUGCGGAAAUGGAGCGAGGGAGCGCUCUGUUCACUAACCUAUCUUUGAUGUACCCUUUCGUUUAUGAUGUCGUGAAAAAGUGCUCCGGCAGUUAUUAAAUAGGGACUAGUUCAUGUUCACGCUAAGAGUGCUCUACACGUUCGCACCUCGGAAAAUGUUCGUCUUUGUGAGUAUUGACAUGUGUAGAGACAGUCGUUAUGUGUGUUUACAUGGAGCGAACUGUAUGCUGAUGUAAUGUACAUGUUAAGCU